CACUGGCCGUCGCCGCCGACGCUCUUGUCGCUGGUGGUAGAGAGAAGCUUUUCACUCCCAUGUACCUCAUGGUUGGUCGCAAGCCCAUGAAUGCAUAAGCGAUGCGAUGACUUUUCUUGUUUCUUUCUUCUUUGCCAUUUCUCAUCUUCUUUCUUUUUCGAAUACCACUUACUAGAGAACCCACACACAUGUUUUAUUAAUCGGCUUGGAAGGGGGAAUCACUUGCAUGGCGACCAGGGACAAGCUACAAUUAUAACAACAGAGAGGACUGUUGCGGAUACAUUUUGUCUCGAGACUACUAUUACUGAUGUAAAACAAAUGUACAAUCACGUUGAACGAUCAUUUCAGAGGAUUCCUUCUCUAUCCUGAGCGUGUGACAUGCAUUCAUAGCUGCUACAAUGUCAUGCUUGAGAACUUGGAGAUCCUAUCAACAAUCGCAAGGAGCGGCGGCAACAAUUGCAAUCGACCAUGGACG
Messenger RNA from Aureobasidium subglaciale EXF-2481, 475 nucleotides. RefSeq lists its product as uncharacterized. NCBI's taxonomy places the organism in Eukaryota, Fungi, Ascomycota, Dothideomycetes, Dothideales, Saccotheciaceae. The record is from RefSeq and is a predicted model, not a curated record. The transcript has a single exon. The coding region runs from base 91 to 369 and encodes 92 amino acids.